CAACCUGCUUGUGCCUUGACUCUUGAGGCCCUUGACCACAAGAAAUGUGAGACAGAAAUUUCUAAUGCCAAUCGUCGGUCAGGUGGUUCAAGCCCUAACCCUAAUCCCAAACCCAAACCCAAACCCGGCCCCCACCAUUUCUGGUCGUCAUCAUCGUCGUCAUCAACCCCAAAACCACCGAACUCGCUUCCUGGGUCCCACACUAAACCCUCACUCCUAUCAUCUUCGGUUCCCAAAACGACCUCACUUCUCCUCGGCUCCCAUGGCUGCUCUGCAACUCAGACCCAAACACAGAACCCUCCACAACCCUUCUCUCGUCAACCUCUUCUCAACCUCCCAAACCCCUCCUGAACCCACCCCCGCCGACCAGUCCCCGUCCUCCUCCUCACCCCACCCUGCCCAAUCCCAAUCCCAAUCCCAAUCUCAAUCCUCCUUUUCCUCCUAUUUCUCUGCCGUCAAAGCCAGCCUCAAACAUCAGCAACAUCAAGGACCACGAAGACCCACGAACCCUUCAAACCCUCUGAACCCAUCUCUCUCCAGGCCUUCUAAAGUCGCUUCCCUCGAAGAAAUCCGCAAGAACCUCUCCGAGUUCCGCCUCCGAUCCUCGGUGCCUUCCCCCACCGAACCCAACUCUGCGUCUUCAACCUCAUCAUCAUCACAGCACAUCUCGUUUCAAGAGCUUUACACACGGAAUGUGACUGCGAAAUCCAACGAGAACGGCGCCAAUGCCGAAUCAGACCCCGGAAAGGUCGGCGGCAGGCUCUCAUUUGAAGCGAUUCGCCAGAGUCUGCGGCAGAUGCGGCCAUCGUCCCCGCCUGGGGCGGCGCAGAAUGAGAGGAGGGGUGUGGACCCGAUGUCAUUAUCGGAAUAUAAGCACAGUUUGAAGUUGAGGCCGUCGCCGGAGUCGGGUCCGGUGAUCGGUGGGACCGGUAUGCUGCCGGCAUCUGUGUUCGGGAAGGAGAGGGAGAGGAAGGGAACGGAGGGGGAGACAACGGCGAUGAAGACGGAGUUUGUGAAGAUGUAUAGCUAUAACGAGUUGGGGAAGAAGCUGAAGGAGCUGCGGCCAGAGGGGAAGAAGGAAGAGGAGGCGUCGUUUUCGCUUGGGGAGUUGAAUGAGAGGCUGAUAAAGCUGAGGGAGAUGGAGGAGAAGGAGACCGAGUCGAGGAUCGGCGGGGUUUCGUUUAAAGAUUUGAGGGAGAGCUUGUUGACGUUAAAGAUGUCAGACGAUGAGAAGGCCAAGAAAAGUUCAAUCCAGAGACUCGAUAUUUUGGGUCAGUUAGGCAGAACUCCAAACUUUCUGCUGCAACCUCCAAAGGAGCAUCUAGUUGAAAAGUAUUUCCAUCCGGAUAAUAUCUCUUCUACAGAAAAACUGAAAAUUGAUCUUGCGAAAGUUAGAGAUGAAUUUAAAAUGUCGGAGUCAGAUUGUGGAUCUGCACGUGUUCAAGUGGCCCAACUCACAACUAAGAUCAAGCAUCUAUCUUCAGUUUUACACAAAAAGGAUAAGCAUUCUCGAAAGGGUCUUAUAGGAAUGGUGCAGUUGAGGAAGAGGCUAUUGAAGUAUCUCCGAAGAACUGACUGGGAUUCCUACUGCUUGGUUCUUUCUAAACUUGGUCUCCGUGACAACCCUAAUUACAAGACCUAGACUAGUCAACAAUGUGAUCCUGGUUUUUUGCUUGGAAGAUAAUUACUUUUGGUCUCCGGUACAACCUUGAUUAGGAGAAAACUACACUAGUCAAACAAUGUUACCUGAGUUUUGUUCCAUUCUGGAAGGGAGUUGAGAGAUAUUUUGAGUCCAUUUUUUUCUCCAUUUCCUAUUUCUUUGUUGUUUUGUUUUUCUUUCUUUUUAGCAUGUUUUUAAUGCUCGUCUUUCUGAAGACAUGGUUGUUGAAUUUUGAAGUUAAUGUAACAGCCAAGAAAAAGCAUGCAUUGCUGUAGUUCUGUUUA
Messenger RNA from Alnus glutinosa, 1944 nucleotides. RefSeq lists its product as uncharacterized. Lineage: Eukaryota; Viridiplantae; Streptophyta; Magnoliopsida; Fagales; Betulaceae. Gene Ontology annotation, biological process: translation. Bases 65 to 1642 code for a protein of 525 amino acids. The transcript has 5 exons. Gene Ontology annotation, molecular function: structural constituent of ribosome. Gene Ontology annotation, cellular component: ribosome. The record is from RefSeq and is a predicted model, not a curated record.